This is a messenger RNA of Dryobates pubescens (Downy woodpecker), 940 nucleotides long. It is a transcript of the gene F11R, whose product is annotated as F11 receptor. Gene Ontology annotation, cellular component: bicellular tight junction. NCBI's taxonomy places the organism in Eukaryota, Metazoa, Chordata, Aves, Piciformes, Picidae. Gene Ontology annotation, biological process: regulation of membrane permeability; cell adhesion; intestinal absorption. The record is from RefSeq and is a predicted model, not a curated record. The coding region runs from base 44 to 940 and encodes 298 amino acids. The transcript is spliced from 10 exons.
GCCGCACCUGGAGCGGGCGGGGGCGCGCAGAGCGGCAGCGGCCAUGGCGGGAGCGGCGCGGCGGGGACCCGGGGUCCGGCCCCGGCCGCUGCUGCUGCUGCUCGGGGCGGCGGCCGCGUCACUCGUGGGAGCCCAGGUCACCACGCAGACCAAGGAAGUGCCUGAGCACCAAUCUGUGGACAUCCCCUGCGCCGCCUUCCGCUCCAGCUGGGCCAACCCCCGCAUCGAGUGGAAGUUCCAGAAGGGCUCUUCCCUGCUGCUCUUCUACUAUGGCAAGGAGCUGACAGAGCCCUACCGCAGCAGGGUGCAGUUCUCCCCCACCAGCAUCCGGCUGAGCGCGGUCACCAGGGCGGACUCCGGGCGCUACAUCUGCGAGGUGGUUGGGGAGGGAAGCCAGAUCGCCAAGUCCGAGGUCACCCUCAUCGUCCAGGUGCCACCCUCCAAGCCCCUGGCCCACGUCCCCUCCUCGGCCACCAUCGGCAGCAGGACUGUGCUGCGCUGCACCGAGACCGAGGGCUCCCCACCCCCCACCUUCCGCUGGUACAAGGAUGGCAUCGUGAUGCCACCCAGCCCCGGGGGCAGCCCUGCCUUCCGCAACUCCUCCUACAGCCAGGACCCCGCCACGGGCGAGCUGGUCUUUGAGCCCCUGACUGCCUUCGACUCCGGGGAGUACUCCUGCGAGGCCAACAACAACGUGGGCGCCCCCCAGCGGUCCGACGGAGCCCGCCUGGAGGCCAGCGAGGUCAACGUGGGAGGCAUCGUGGCAGCCGUGGUGGUGCUGCUGAUGGUGCUGGCCCUGGUGGCCUUUGGCAUCUGGUUUGCCUACAGCCGAGGCUACUUCAGCAAGAGAAAGGACGGCAGCGGCAAGAAGGUGAUCUACAGCCAAGCCUCCCCCCGCAGCCAGAGUGAGUUCAAGCAGACUUCGUCGUUCCUGGUGUGA